AAGACUAUUUUACAAACUCUGCUGAAUGCUGUGUUGUAUUGCACUGCUCUGAAGAUGAUUUCAUAUUGCCCCAUAUGUGGAAAGCCUGUUUACUUUGCUGAGAGGAAACGUUCUCUAGGCAAAGACUACCAUCCCCUUUGUCUGAAGUGUUACCACUGCAAACGGCAGCUCAGCCCUGGCCAGCACGCAGAGUAUGAUGAUAAGCCGUACUGUAAUCACUGCUACCUACAGCACUUUGGACCCAGAGGAACAAGAUGGCCAACUUUGUACUCAUCUCUCAGGGCAGCUUCUUCUUCCAAGGUUCCACUGGAAAACCAGAAUAGCUCCUAGACAUCCCUUAUUUAACAUCAAAGCCUUGGAGGACCAUUACUGGACCAAGAUAAAGCAGCAAAAUGCCACUGAAUUUUUAUCCACAGAGUAAGAAAAAAGUGACUGAAAAAGAAUGUUGCUUUUGAGAAUGGCUGAUAAUCCAAAAAAUCUUAAAAGAGGGUCCGCUUCUAAACUGAAAUUGCAUUUACUGCAGAUUAAAAUUAUGCAAUGACAAAUGUAUUUUAAUGAGCUAUGAUGAAUUUUAAUAGGGUAUACUCUUGUUACUGCACACAUUCAGAAUAUCAAUUUGUUUUGUAAUAAUUUGGAAAUCGUUGUUUUACUCAUUGGAUAUCUGAAUUGACAAGAGUGUGAAUAAUGUUCUUUGUAUUGAUACUUUGUACUUCUAGGUGCAAACUUUUUCAGCACUGAUCUGUCAGUGUUUCCUGUUCAGAAACACUGACAGGUAAACAGCUCUGGCAUUGAAAUCUCUCUACACCACUGAUUCCAGCAUGAUAAAAAGCUGGCCACUAAGGAUCCAUGAAAGCUGUGAUUAUUCAGAUUUUUCCUGCUUCCUCUGAUGAUCUGUGACUAUCUGACUGGCAGCUAUGAAGAAGAAGAGGUCUUGGUUAUUCUACUUGUAAAGGGGUCAUCCCUAUUAUGAUGCAGUGGGUUUUCAUGAUUGCAUGAGCUGGGCAUUGGAACAGCAGCCCCAGCAGGGACAGCAAUGCACACCUCUGCAUGUGCCAAGUUAUAGGGGCCUCUUGAAAUACCUCUAGCCCUAAGUUCCUAUCCUUUUCUCGUGGCAGAAGCCCUUAACUUGAAACAUGUGAAAUGAAAUAUAGUAGACAGUAGAUCAGGACCUGCAUUCUAAGUUUUUCAUUUGUUUCCACUAUCAAGUGCAGUGCCUCAUUAUUAACUGAUAAAAGAUUGCAGACAUCUUUUCAGUUAACAUUAUAAAUUCAUUUAACUGGAUUCACUUAACUCAUCCCGUUUCCCUCAUACUUCCAUUGUGCUGAAUUAUCAAACAUAGAGGAAAUUCACAUCACUAUGCACUUAUAUAAAUGUAAGGAAUACCAAAUCAUCUGUUGUUUUUUUUUUUUAUAUGAAAGCAGAGUAAUUAACAGAGAAAGUAAUGCAGACUAGCAAACUUUGUCCUUGUACUGAACUCACACCUUGUAAAAUAAGUGAUGGAUUUUUAACAUGUGCCAUAGAUUUCAAUAAAUUAAACUAGCUUGAAAAUUCCCAGUUACAUGGGGGGGGAGCAGGGUUGCAAUAGUUAUCAUUGUGAAUAAGUGGUUGUAACAUUUUGAUAUAUGAAAUAGAAUUUUCUACAAUUUGCAAUGUGGCGUUUCAAAAUGUAUUUCACUAUUAUUAUUGUUUUAGUGAACCGUCUCACUAUUAUUGUCAUACUAUUGUAGGCGGUAGGUUCAUAUUAUACUUUGCAUACAAAAUAUUUUAGGGUUACCUACUGCCCUUCUUGAAUUUUGGCUACUGACACAAGCAAGCAGUGAACACACAAAAAAAUUGCUCUUAGCAACUCUUAAGUCGUUAAACUGAGUUACAGAAACAGAAAACUUUUCCUUGUAGAUUUUCUGACCCUAAUUUUUCCAAUACCUCAUGUCAUUAAUUACAGCUGGAUGAGCACAGAAAAUAAAAG
Molecule: messenger RNA, 1966 nt
Organism: Alligator sinensis (Chinese alligator)
Lineage: Eukaryota; Metazoa; Chordata; Crocodylia; Alligatoridae
Product: cysteine-rich protein 1-like
Exons: 4
Coding region: 55-330 (91 amino acids)
Biological process (GO): regulation of gene expression; intrinsic apoptotic signaling pathway in response to DNA damage
Molecular function (GO): zinc ion binding
Source: RefSeq, a predicted model, not a curated record